Molecule: messenger RNA, 282 nt
Organism: Sinocyclocheilus anshuiensis
Lineage: Eukaryota; Metazoa; Chordata; Actinopteri; Cypriniformes; Cyprinidae
Product: nicastrin-like
Exons: 2
Coding region: 26-277 (83 amino acids)
Biological process (GO): protein processing; Notch receptor processing
Cellular component (GO): plasma membrane
Source: RefSeq, a predicted model, not a curated record
GUGUUUGAUUCGUCUCUCAGCCUCUAUGUCAGGAGAUACAGGAGUCCUCCAUGUGCUGGAGACAGAAUCAGAUCUGGACUGGAUUCUCAGCUCAGGACCACAUCCUCCGUACAUAGUGAUCAUGGAGACGGCCUUCUUCAACAGGUCGGUCAUGAUGAGGAUGAAGAGCUCGUCCAGAGUGGCUGGAGUCGCUGUGAUCGUCUCAAAAACAGGCCUUGCUGAUAAUUUCUCACCUCACACGACCUGCCCCAACCAGAACACAGGUGUGUGUGAGUGAGAGAG